Messenger RNA from Anisakis simplex (herring worm), 1295 nucleotides. The record is from the annotation of a GenBank genome assembly. Lineage: Eukaryota; Metazoa; Nematoda; Chromadorea; Rhabditida; Anisakidae.
GUGGCCUGAAUUCGGUGCCUGCUUCAAUUCGUAUCUUUGUCGAUGAUCGUAAUGAUAACGGUCCCAAAAUUCGCAUUAGUCGAAGGGAGAUCGAAAUUUCCAAUGGAAAAUUUGUUCGACCAUUUGCAGUUAAAAUUGAGGACGCAGAUAUAGCGCCGUUCAACUUGAACGAUGUACUGACGGAUGGAAAUGCAUCAAGAUUCAUCUCGUUGGAAAGAAUACGUAAUGAUCUGUAUAUUGCACGUCUCUCAUCGCUUCCAAAUGCCGGCAUUUACGAACUUGAGGUGGUGGCUCGCGAUGUUGACGGUGUUAAUCCACCGAGCAUCGCUACUGUCACGGUCAACGUUUUGGAUACGAUGACAAAAGCGUAUUUCAAACGAUCCAGAUAUGAACGUACAAUAAACCACGAGAAAUUACACAAAGGGAAUCCACUGCUACAUCCAGAAUUUGACGGUGCUCGGAUCGGGGAUGUCCGCUUCAUAAUACUUCGUGAUGAUCCGGGGUGGCUUUUGAUGGAUGAGUAUUCCGGGAAUGUUUUUGUUGGUGAUGUUCCGAAAGACGGAGUUUCGAGUGGUAAAUACGAUAUAUCGAUAGCUGCAGUGAAUCGUACCAGUGGACAGGUCCUUUCAGAAACCAUAUUCUCGUUGACUGUUGUAAAUGGUGGAAAGGUGACAACAGUAUUCAAACAAAAACUUUUGAGUAAAGUGUUCAGGAAAGAUCCAUCCGUGGCUCAUUUUUCACUUCAAGUCUUGUCAAGAGACGAUAAAUCGGCGAUUAAAAUAAUCCGUGAAAGUAUUUCUGCAGUUGACGAAAAACUUCACAAAGUUUCAGUUGAUAGGAGUGCGAUCUCAUUGGUGAAUGGCAAUGUACUAUUCCAAAUGAAUAAACUUCAAAAUAUCAGAUCAAUCCAAUUCCAAUUGGUAACAGACGAAAAUGCUGACGAUAAGGGUACGACAUCGUAUCUUGAUCAUAUUUCACUGGUUAUGGUCUAUCUGAGUUCGGAUCCUGAGCAAGUUGCUGCGCGUAACCGUGAGCUGUCUCGACCAAAAUUCAUAAACCCUUGGAAAACUGAUCUCAAUAUCAUACCAAUAAAAUUGGCUGAAGAGACACCUGAAGGAUACAUUGUUCUAUCGUUGCCAGCUUAUAAUCCUUUGAAUGGUGAACGUUACAAAGAUCUUCGUUUAUCCGGGGAUAUGUCUCAAUAUUUCACGGUUGAUCCAGAAACGGGUGAGUGCUGCAUAUUGUGCUUGUGUCUUCAUAAAAGCUUGCUUCCUGCAUCCGAAUAUGAUGAUUAA